AUGCAUCGAUUCGUAUUUAUCACACUUUUUUGUGUUUUUGUAUCAACGAUACAUACGCUUCCUCAGCAACAAAAAUCUAAAAGACCUAUACCAGUGUUUAAACAAAAUCAAAUAGGUGGUCUCCAAUUACCGGACAAUGCUACUCUCAUACGAGACAACAUCGUGGAUACAUUUUCUUGCAAAGAUAGAAUUUAUGGAUAUUAUGCUGAUAUGGAAAACGAGUGUCAAAUAUUUCACGUGUGUCUACCACAAUCAAGAAAUGUCGUCAAAUGGAGUUUCAUUUGUCCUGCUGAAACGGUUUUCAAUCAGGCCACUUUCGUAUGUACGCGAACGGAAGAAUCAAUUCCUUGCGAAGAAUCGGAACAAUAUUAUAGUUUGAACGAAGAAAUUGGUAAAGAGGAAGAAAAUACCGAAGAAGAGACUACAAGAUCUGUUCCAGCAAACGCUGACGUUGAACCAAUUACAAACAAACCAUUCUCGAGGAAUUCAAGAAUUUUAAAUCGACAAAGAUUGUUCUCUCAACAAUUUUGA
Molecule: messenger RNA, 531 nt
Organism: Polistes canadensis
Lineage: Eukaryota; Metazoa; Arthropoda; Insecta; Hymenoptera; Vespidae
Exons: 3
Coding region: 1-531 (176 amino acids)
Cellular component (GO): extracellular region
Molecular function (GO): chitin binding
Source: RefSeq, a predicted model, not a curated record